CAGCCAGUCUCUACUACACCUACCGACUCAGGAAACGCCUCCGCUGUUUCCCGUGUCCUACCCAGAGCUCCCCGCGCUACUCUGCCCAUCCUCCCCGGCACGGUCACGUGAUUGUUAUACUGCGCCCUGCUCGCCCUCUGUGCGGAGCUUUGUAGUCGGUGUCACUCGGAUUUGCAGGUUGUCACUGUGGGAAGGCCAGACGACAGAAAUGGGAUCCUUCAUCUCCAAAGCUACAGAAACACAAAUGAAGAAGCAGCAGGAAUUCAUGCAGAUGAAUGCGCAGCUUCAGCUGGAGAGGCAGAUCAUUAUGCAGAAUAUGAUGCGAGAGAGGCAAAUGGCAAUGCAGAUUGCCUGGUCACGAGAAUUUCUCAAAUAUUAUGGGUCAUUCUUCAGUUUGGCAGCCAUUGGCUUAACAGUUGGGGCUAUUAAAAACAAGAAGCCUGCCUUGUUCACUCCUAUCAUACCAUUAAGCUUCAUUUUUGCCUACCAGUAUGACAUGGGUUAUGGGACUCUAAUCACAAGGAUGAAAGGUGAAGCUGAAAAUAUUCUUGAAAACGAACAUAAUCUACUAAACAUGCCACAAGGAGUACCAACAUUUGAGGGCAUUGAAAAGACAAGAAAAGCACAAAGAAGUUUAUUUAUAAACUAGAAUGGACACAAUAGAGAUCCAAACAGGCCAAAUUAUCACAACAUCAUGGUGCCCAGUUGUUAAUUGGUCUUCCGUCCUUGAAUGUUUAUAAAAUAAAGGGAACAUGCUUCUAAAAUGUAUUAUUAAAACAUGUCAAAUGAUCCACAAUGUAAACCAUUUACAUACAGUAUGUGACAUAGUUGUGCUGGAUGAAGAGAUGUAAUCUAAAUUUUAAUGUACCUUUUACCCAACCCUACUUCUUUUUUCUCA
Xenopus laevis (African clawed frog) is the source of this 898-nucleotide messenger RNA. RefSeq names its product plasminogen receptor, C-terminal lysine transmembrane protein L homeolog (gene plgrkt.L). The record is from RefSeq and is a predicted model, not a curated record. Gene Ontology annotation, biological process: positive regulation of plasminogen activation. NCBI's taxonomy places the organism in Eukaryota, Metazoa, Chordata, Amphibia, Anura, Pipidae. The coding region runs from base 209 to 649 and encodes 146 amino acids. The transcript is spliced from 5 exons. Gene Ontology annotation, cellular component: plasma membrane.